Messenger RNA from Toxotes jaculatrix (banded archerfish), 2736 nucleotides. RefSeq names its product adenosylhomocysteinase (gene ahcy). Gene Ontology annotation, biological process: L-methionine cycle. Lineage: Eukaryota; Metazoa; Chordata; Actinopteri; Toxotidae. The transcript is spliced from 11 exons. Gene Ontology annotation, molecular function: adenosylhomocysteinase activity. The coding region runs from base 96 to 1397 and encodes 433 amino acids. Gene Ontology annotation, cellular component: cytosol. The record is from RefSeq and is a predicted model, not a curated record.
GUCGUCAUGUUUCUGUCCCUCCCUCUCUGCCUCUGUCCGUCGGCCAGGCUGCUGCAGUGUUCAACCUGUCCGGAGCUAAACACCAGAAAACAACCAUGUCUGAGAAACUUCCCUUCAAAGUCGCUGACAUCAGCCUGGCCGAAUGGGGGCGUAAGGCCAUUGACAUUGCAGAGAAUGAGAUGCCUGGUCUGAUGAAGAUGAGGGAGUUGUACGGUCAGUCCAAGCCUCUGAAGGGUGCCCGCAUCGCCGGCUGCCUCCACAUGACCCUGCAGACGGCCGUGCUCAUCGAGACCCUCACUGCCCUCGGUGCAGAGGUUCAGUGGUCGAGCUGUAACAUCUUCUCCACUCAGGAUCACGCUGCUGCCGCUAUCGCCAAGGCUGGCAUUCCAGUGUAUGCCUGGAAAGGUGAGACAGAUGAGGAGUACGUGUGGUGCAUCGAACAGACUCUGUACUUCAAAGAUGGCCAGCCCCUCAACAUGAUCCUGGAUGACGGAGGAGACCUGACCAACCUGGUCCACCAGAAGUACCCCAAGCUGCUGGCAGGUAUCCGUGGAGUGUCGGAGGAGACCACUACAGGUGUCCACAACCUGUACAAGAUGAUGAAGAAGGGCGAGCUGAAGAUCCCCGCCAUCAACGUCAACGACUCUGUAACAAAGAGUAAGUUUGACAACCUGUACGGCUGCAGGGAGAGUCUGAUCGAUGGUAUCAAGCGCGCCACUGAUGUGAUGAUCGCCGGUAAAGUUGCCGUGGUGGCGGGGUACGGUGACGUGGGCAAAGGCUGCGUCCAGGCCCUGCGUGGUUUCGGAGCUCGUGUCAUCGUCACCGAGAUCGACCCCAUCAAUGCCCUGCAGGCCGCCAUGGAGGGUUAUGAGGUUACCACUAUGGACGAGGCUUGUAAGGAGGGAAACAUCUUUGUCACCACCACCGGCUGUGAGGACAUCAUCCUGGGACACCACUUUGAGAACAUGAAGGAUGAUGCCAUCGUUUGUAACAUUGGACACUUUGACUGUGAGAUCGACAUGAGCUGGCUCAAUAAAAACGCUGCAGAGAAGGUCAACAUCAAGCCUCAGGUUGAUCGCUAUCGUAUGAAGAGUGGUAAUCACAUCAUUGUCCUGGCCGAGGGCAGACUGGUCAACCUGGGCUGUGCCAUGGGACACCCAUCCUUCGUCAUGAGCAACUCCUUCACCAAUCAGGUGCUGGCUCAGAUCGAGUUGUGGACGAACACCGCCAAAUACCCCCUGGGAGUCUACUUCUUGCCCAAGAAGUUGGAUGAGCAGGUGGCAGCUGCCCACCUGGAUAAACUCGGGGUGAAGCUGACCAAGCUGACAGACAAGCAGGCCAAGUACCUGGGUCUGCCCGCCGAGGGGCCCUUCAAACCGGACCACUAUCGCUACUGAGCCCCCUUACCAGGCUGAGGAAGAGGAUGCGAAGGAGGAGGAGGAGGUGUGGCUAUAAGGGUGUUGGUGUUUUGGUUGGUGGGAGCACUGAGAAAGUCUGGCUAGGUUGCACUCUGGGCGCCAUAUUGGUUUUGGCCAAAUAUCAACUUUUCAGGGAUACAGAGAGACAUUUGGUUUUGUUUUUCCCUCUUAAAUAGCCUUCCAUAUCAAAUGCUUAAAAAAUGUUGUUUCACAAGUUGCAUAGUGUGCAGAUCCAAGUGAUCUGGCAUGGCUGAAGUUUGAAAACGCCUUGUUCUGCUUCACUAAGCCGAGAUCCAACAUAAUCCGCUGGUCGAAUCACUCACUUCUGGUUGAAACGGGACUUUGCAGCCAAAAUUGCUGCCACAUAAAAUUUCAUCGACCCAAAGUUUCAAUUCAGGGGUUUUAUUUCAGAGUUUGUAAGGAACUGGAGGGUGCAAACAAAAAAAAAAAAAAAAAAAAGAGUGAAUACAAUUCAAAGCAAAGGCCAGUCCUGUAUUCCAACUGAAAACCCGUUAAAUUGUCUCAUCGCCUUCUUAUUUUUCUUGGCCACAUCAACGUACACUGAUACCUUCGGUCCUUGGCCGUCUCUCCUCGCUUUCUCAUCAGUACUCUUCUGAAACACCAUCAAGUGCUACUGUGGCUGUUAGAGAGAAUUCCUCUUGUUUAUGUCAUUCCCUCUCCGUUCAUGGAAUAAAAUGAACCCUGCUUCUUUCCUAUCUGAGCUCUUUUCUCCGUCUCGUUGUGGCGCAAGAAGAAAAAGUUUCUCUUCCAUAUCUUGACAAAUCAAGGCAAAUUGCUUAGUGUUCAGUGGCCUUAUUCCAUUGUGUAUUCACGUUAACCCCGUGUUAGCACUUAAUUGAAAACUGUACUUGAACUGUGUGAGAAGUCUGGAGACGCUCAUGAAGUGCUUGGUAUUAUGGGCUGUGUUCACUACUUAUCCAGGUUGAUCGGUAGAGUACAGACAAGCACCGCUGCCAAAGGAACCACCAAAGCACAUCCUGUCUUUGCCUGAUUUAUAAAAAAAAAGUCUUAUUCUUUCUGUUGCCUCAUUUUCUUCCUUUAUUGUGAUUAUUUAAUUUGACUUGAAGGGCCAAAACGUGUGUUUCGCCCACCCCCCCACACAAUGUUUUUCAUCUUUCACUGUAGCGAAUCAGGUUCUUCUGGUGCUGGGUGUAAAGCGAUCAGGGUGAAGUCGAAGUGGUAGUCGCGGCUCUUAACGGUUACAGCCUGAAGUGCAGAGUUCAACUGCUUGUAAAUGAUGGAUUGAUGUUAAAACUGUCAAGAGUGGCAAUGGAAAAUAAAAAAAAAAUUAUGUUGA